Auanema sp. JU1783 is the source of this 942-nucleotide messenger RNA. The record is from the annotation of a GenBank genome assembly. Lineage: Eukaryota; Metazoa; Nematoda; Chromadorea; Rhabditida; Rhabditidae.
AUGUCGUUUGUUGUCCCAACAAAGAAAAUCCACAAACAGUUUGAUUUGAACCCUUGGUUCUAUUCGGAGGGUUAUCAGGAGUUAAUGAGUUUCUUGAAAGCUAUCAAUGACGCUGUCAUCAAAGUCAAGACUACUGAUGACAUCAAAUGCUCCACCAAUGUGAUCAGUAUAAUAGAACUGCUGGAAACUAUCGAAAAAUGGAUAUCUGAGUAUCCACCUGAGGAUAUGGGAAGCCAAAGAUACGGUAACAAAGCAUUCCGAAAGUGGCAUGAACGGCUAGAGCAAGAUGCUGUCAAGUUGGUUAGCGAACUUGUCUUGAAGAAUGGAAACCAAGAAGCGAGCAUUGAACUGGCUCCUUAUCUUUGCGAUGCGUUUGGAAAUGCUACAAGAAUCGACUAUGGAACUGGACACGAAAUUUCUUUCAUUAUCUUCUGUAUCUGCCUGCACAAGCUUAAUGUUUUGACUGAUGAAGACAGGCAAGCCACAGCUUUACGUGUAUUUAACAAAUAUGUUCAAGUUUGUCGUAAGCUCCAAGUCGUCUACCACAUGGAGCCUGCUGGAAGCAGAGGUGUACAUGCCUUAGAUGACUUCCAGUUCGUUCCAUUCAUCUGGGGAUCAGCACAGCUGAUUGGAAAUAAGCGAUUGAUUCCUGAUUCCUAUACUAACGCGGAAACUGUGGAAGCCCAAGCUCAUGUUAGUUUGUUCCUUGAAGCAAUUAAGUACAUCAACCAGACUAAGAAAGGAGCUUUUCACGAGCAUUCAAAUCAGUUGUGGAAUAUAUCAGCUGUUCCCGGAUGGGAGAAAGUGAACUCCGGAAUGUUCAAGAUGUAUGAAGCUGAGGUACUCAAAAAGUUCCCUGUAGUACAACACAUACUGUUUGGUUCCCUCUUUUCGUUCGAUAAGAGAGAAGAUGCUCCCGUUGAACCUCUUGUGCGAACAUAA